Gastrolobium bilobum is the source of this 635-nucleotide messenger RNA. RefSeq lists its product as uncharacterized. The record is from RefSeq and is a predicted model, not a curated record. NCBI's taxonomy places the organism in Eukaryota, Viridiplantae, Streptophyta, Magnoliopsida, Fabales, Fabaceae. Bases 1 to 381 code for a protein of 126 amino acids. The transcript has 4 exons.
AUGAUUGGCUGUGUGGUUACUUGUUUUCAGACUUAUGCUUUCUGGAACCCUAUCCUCAUUCCUCUCUCGCGCUGGAGGCUGCCGGUCCUCAUCUUCUUCGUCGCCGGUCGUCGUCUACAUCUCCGGUUGUUGGUCAUCUUCUACAUCUCCGGUAAUAAUCAGAAACCGGGAUUUCUUGUAGGUUCAUAUGGACUAACUUGGGCCCUGAAGAACUCAAGCAGGAUAUCAAAACUAGCAAUACUAAACAGUCCGUUAACAGUUUCAUCUGUUAUUCCUGGACUUUUUCAGCAGCUAAGGCAUGGUUCAUGGACGAUAGCAACGAAGAUCCAAGGCUUCCUCGCCAUGACAGCCCUAAUGAAUUUGUUUCCAUCAACCAAUUAGCAGGUCAUUACUCUCUCUCUCUAUCUAUCUAUAGUUUUACUUAGUUGUGACGUUGCAGAAAAAUGGUGAGUUUUGCAGAAUUUGGUCUCUUAUACUGGAAGCUGAAUCCAAAUGAUGUUGAGGAAGAUUAGAGAAACUAGGGGAUACAAUUACAUGGUAAUGUUGUAUUAAUUUUUUACUAAUUUCAUUUUGUUUUCUGUAAUCAGAAGGUGCUUCAAUUUUUUGCGUUUUCAUUAACCUGAUAGAAAUAUAAA